AUGCUGAUGCUGGACUGCAAUUCAGAGUCUGGUAGUUUCAGCAACCUAUUUGAGACAGGAACCGGUGUGAACGCACCUGCAGAUGCCUCAGGUCAGUCUCCAGCUCACUUGGCUGCUUGUGGUGGUGAAGCUUUCUUCCUACUUUGGCAACUGCAGACAGGAGCAAAUUUGAACCAGCAGGAUUGCCUUGGAGAAGCCCCGAUACAUAAAGCAGCAAAAGUUGGGAGUUUGGAAUGUCUUGCUCUCCUUGUUGCUGGUGAUGCUAAAAUUGAUUUGUGCAACAACAGUGGACAGACAGCAGCAGACCUUGCACUGGAUUAUGGCUUUCUGGAAUGUGCCAAGUUCCUCAGGACAAUUGAGCACACUCAGACAAUGAAACUGAGAGGACAGUCUGAAUACCUGCUAAGUGACAGACAGGGCUUGUGGAAAGAGGAUCCAACUGCAAGGAAACAAGAAAGUGAAACCAGCAGAUCCAUGAACAGAAAGAGGAGAAUAUCAGAUGAUCUUGUAUCCUAGCUGCUAGAAGAAACAGCUUGUAAUCCCAAUAUGAAAUAAGGGGAAUCUGAAGUCUGAAGAACCAUGACUGGAUGAUACACUGAGCAGCCAGAUGUGUGUG
This is a messenger RNA of Cinclus cinclus, 616 nucleotides long. RefSeq names its product ankyrin repeat domain 37 (gene ANKRD37). The record is from RefSeq and is a predicted model, not a curated record. Gene Ontology annotation, molecular function: protein binding. NCBI's taxonomy places the organism in Eukaryota, Metazoa, Chordata, Aves, Passeriformes, Cinclidae. The coding region runs from base 1 to 516 and encodes 171 amino acids. The transcript has 5 exons.